This is a messenger RNA of Aureobasidium pullulans EXF-150, 1698 nucleotides long. RefSeq lists its product as uncharacterized. Gene Ontology annotation, molecular function: DNA-binding transcription factor activity, RNA polymerase II-specific; zinc ion binding. Lineage: Eukaryota; Fungi; Ascomycota; Dothideomycetes; Dothideales; Saccotheciaceae. Bases 1 to 1698 code for a protein of 565 amino acids. The transcript has a single exon. Gene Ontology annotation, biological process: regulation of DNA-templated transcription. The record is from RefSeq and is a predicted model, not a curated record.
AUGGUCAACGAUGGACGGCCCCGUGCAUGCUUGACAUGCAAGCGACGCAGAAUCAAAUGCGACCAUACAAGACCUUCAUGCGCAAGAUGUGUCCUUGCAAAGAUACAUUGCAAGUGGCACACGCCUGCCGAAAAGCCCAAGAUCACGUUCGUGGAAAUAAAUCAGACUGUUGCCCCACGCUAUCGAUCCGGCCAGAUACAGGGCACAACCGGAGCGUCAACCACGUUGAAACAUGCUCUGCAUGAUGACACAGAGACGCAGGCGCUCACAUUCUUCGUGCGAUACUAUUCUUUGGGUUCAGUGCCAAAUGGUGGACCUAAUCCUGGAUUAUUCGGACACGUCAUGCCCGCAAUCUCUUCCUCUCGGACCUCUGCGGCUGCCAUGUCAAUUUCUGCUGUGGCUUUGACUGUGUAUUCGAGGUGGCGUAUGGACAAAAACUUGGCCAAAUGUCGUGCCAAAGUCUUAGGUCAGGCUAUCAAGAAUUUGUCCGGAGAUCUUCAGAAGGAGGACUCAAGGCGGACCGAUCUUACUCUAUUGACCACGCUGCUACUCCAAUAUCACUCUGCCUUUGAGUCUUUGCUGUUUUCCAAGAAAAGCACAAUUGUGCAUCACCUUGGCGCACUUGCUUUAGUCAGAGAAUUUGGUCAUCCUUCUACUUGGUCGCCCAUCGCUAGCGAGUUUGUGGGUGUCAUAAUCCAUCUGGAUAUCACAGCUGCCAUCCGCGAACAGCGUCAAGUACACCCCGAAGUGCGCUUCUGGAGAUCGAUCAUUAGUUCCACUUCAGUGGAUCCUAGUAGGUAUCUGGAUACUCUGGGCAUUCAGGUCGCCGACUUGCAAUUUCGGGCAACUGCAUUCCAAGGAGGCGCAACGCUUUGCUUAUCACCCACAGAGAUCGACACGCUUUUGGACGACAUUCAGCAACUUGACGAUAGCCUUGUGCUGUGGCAGGGAAACGUAUCGAGAUUCUGGGGUCCGUUCAGCUGGUCUCCUCCGGGGAUCAUCUUUCCCCCAAUUCAAGCAUUCCAAGGAUCUUGUCACGUGUACACCUCAGUUACUGCGGCUAGGAGAAUGAACGACUCGCGAAGUCAUCGCCUGACUCUCGCGCUGAUAUCCCUCAAGCUGAAUGUCGAACGAGAGAAAAGCAUUGAGGAGGUUUGCAAGUCGAAUUCAAGCCAGAGCGGCGUACACGUCCUUGUCAAACGCAUUCAAUGGCUUGUCGACGGUAUCUGCGGAUCGGUCCCCUUCUGCCUAGGUAACAGAAGCAGAGUCGGAACCGUCCUAGACUUCGGUGAUCCGACCUGGAUAUUCCCUACGUGUCACGACAUGUCUGAGAUGUACGGUUUAUACGGACGGCCAGCCGAACCAAAGGGACUUGAGUCUGUCGCAGACCAUUACAGCCACGCUAUCACACAAGGCUCCUGGCUGAUGUUAAGCAACCUUGCACUAUUGGUUGCCAUGUUUCUGAGCAACAAGACCUUGACCCCAUCUUUCCCACUUAAGGAUGGACAAUUGCCUUGGAUAUGUCAACAAUAUCUUCGGAACUUAUCGCUGAACGCAAUCGAGUGGACUCACGAUAGCUCGGUUGUAGAACAGGUACUGACAGGAGUAGAUUUGCCGCCUGCAGAAGUACUUAUUUCUGAAGCAAGCAGAUGUAUACGACGCGUCUCGCGUGGACUUCAGCUUACUGAUGAUACAUGA